Molecule: messenger RNA, 947 nt
Organism: Canis lupus familiaris (dog)
Lineage: Eukaryota; Metazoa; Chordata; Mammalia; Carnivora; Canidae
Gene: ANP32A
Product: acidic nuclear phosphoprotein 32 family member A
Exons: 7
Coding region: 1-750 (249 amino acids)
Biological process (GO): nucleocytoplasmic transport; regulation of apoptotic process
Cellular component (GO): perinuclear region of cytoplasm; nucleus
Molecular function (GO): histone binding
Source: RefSeq, marked validated
AUGGACAUGGACAAACGGAUUCAUUUAGAGCUGCGGAACAGGACGCCCUCUGAUGUGAAAGAGCUUGUCCUGGACAACUGCCGGUCGAUUGAAGGCAAAAUCGAAGGCCUCACAGAUGAAUUUGAGGAACUGGAGUUCUUAAGUACAAUCAACGUAGGCCUCACCUCAGUCGCAAACUUACCAAAGUUAAACAAACUUAAGAAGCUUGAACUAAGCGAUAACAGAAUCUCAGGGGGCCUGGAAGUAUUGGCAGAAAAGUGUCCGAACCUCACGCAUCUAAAUUUAAGUGGCAACAAAAUUAAAGACCUCAGCACAAUAGAGCCACUGAAAAAGUUAGAAAACCUCAAGAGCUUAGACCUUUUCAAUUGUGAGGUAACCAACCUGAACGACUACCGAGAAAACGUGUUCAAGCUCCUCCCGCAGCUCACGUAUCUCGAUGGCUACGACCGGGACGACAAGGAGGCCCCCGACUCGGACGCCGAGGGCUACGUGGAGGGCCUGGAUGACGACGAGGAGGACGAGGAUGAAGAAGAAUAUGAUGAAGAUGCUCAGGUAGUGGAAGACGAGGAGGAUGAAGAGGAGGAGGAAGAAGGAGAAGAGGAGGAUGUGAGCGGAGAAGAGGAGGAGGAUGAAGAGGGUUAUAACGACGGGGAAGUAGACGAUGAGGAAGAUGAAGAAGAUGUUGGUGAAGAAGAAAGGGGUCAGAAGCGAAAACGAGAACCUGAAGAUGAGGGAGAAGACGAUGACUAAGUGGAAUAACCCUAUUUUGAAAAAUUCCUAUUGUGAUUUGACUGUUUUUACCCAUUACCCCCCCUGAAAUCCCGCCCCCCGAAACUUAUUUUUUCUGAUUGUAACGUUGCUGUGGGAACGAGAGGGGAAAAGUGUACUGGGGGUUGUGGGGGGAGGGAGGGCGGGAGGGGGUGGAAUAAAAUACUAUUUUUACUGCC